Balaenoptera ricei (Rice's whale) is the source of this 820-nucleotide messenger RNA. RefSeq names its product SWI5 homologous recombination repair protein (gene SWI5). Gene Ontology annotation, biological process: double-strand break repair via homologous recombination. Lineage: Eukaryota; Metazoa; Chordata; Mammalia; Artiodactyla; Balaenopteridae. The transcript is spliced from 6 exons. Gene Ontology annotation, cellular component: Swi5-Sfr1 complex; Swi5-Swi2 complex. The record is from RefSeq and is a predicted model, not a curated record. The coding region runs from base 1 to 543 and encodes 180 amino acids.
AUGGGAAAGUUGAAAGGGGAAGGGGCAGAAUUGCGAAUACCGGGCGGACCUGAGGGGCCGCUUUCCCGCACGCGCCCUGGACCCUCCGGCACUGCAGAGCUCCCCGAGUCGGGGACCCCGGACCCCAGGGCUGAGGAGCGGCCUCUAGGUCCAAUCAGCAUUUUUCCCUCGGAUUCCUCUACAGGACUCAACCAGGACUUUCCAAAAGUUGCCGCGGGGCUUUCCGAUCCCCUGUUCUGUGUACGACUCUGUGCCACGCAGCGGCCAUCUCCCAAGUCUGGCCAGGCUGAUGGGGCCAGCGAGGAUUCUCUGCACCUUGACAUUCAGAAGCUGAAGGAGAAGAAGGACAUGCUGGACAAGGAAAUCUCCCAAUUAAUAUCUGAAGGCUACAGUGUAGAUGAACUGGAGGACCACAUCUCCCAGCUCCACGAGUAUAAUGACAUCAAGGAUGUAGGCCAGAUGCUGCUAGGCAAACUAGCCGUGAUCCGAGGUGUCACCACCAAAGAGUUGUAUCCAGAAUUUGACCUGGACAUGAAUGACUGAGCUCACAGCCGCUUGUCCACGGCCCACUGGGGCAGGCCGAUGUGGACAUGAGAAGCAGUGAAAGCCCAACCAGAGCACCUACAGGCUUUCCAGUGAGAAAGUGUCAGAAGCCCUUUUCUAGAGAGCCCAAGCCGAGUCAGGAGGGAGCCCAGAGAAGAAGGGGGGCAGAAAGAAGGGGAGUUCCCAGCUCUGAGGUUCCUGAAAUGUUCCAGUGAUACCUGUGUAUGUGUAUAUGUAUCCUGUUUGUAAAUAAACAUAUGAGCGAUUUUGGUGCAAA